AUGGCUCGCAUCAGAGAGCAACCACCACGGCGCAGUAAGCGCAUUGCCUCGCGCGAGGGGAGCGUGGCUCCCUCACUGGCGAGUGAGGAAGAGGAGAGAGUGCGCGACCGCCCGGUCGCAACCAACCAGAACACCCUCCUGCGCCAGCACCUGACUUUGCGCGCAUCUCCUCCCCGCCCGCAACGCUCCCCGCCGCGAUCCCUCUCCCCUGCUGUCGCGGAACAUUCCAGCCCAGCCACCGUCACUGUCCCGGUCGAGUUCACACCACGCCCGAACUUGCUCCGUCGCGCGUUUGGCUUCCUUUCUUCGCCAUUCGGCGCCGCACUUGGCCUGCAACAUCACACCCCCGCGCCAUCCACACCCACCCCACAACAGCCACUAGGUAUGCUGCCCGCAUCCCGCAAGCGGCCUGCACUGGAGAUGGAGCCUGAGCACGAUUCUGAGCCACAGGAGCCUCAAUCGAAGCCAGAACAAGCUCCAAAGCCCGACAUCACACUCGUCAACGCCACGCCCACGCGAUCCAAGACACCCCGCGGUCCAUCCACCCUGAAUCGCAACCAUCCCAGCUCCCUUCGAGCCAUAUCCGAGCGCACCGAAAACUCCGCAGCCACGGUUCGCGCCGCAGCGCGCAAUGCAGAGCCUACCCCAAGCAGACAUCGCCCCAUAUCCUCAGUCCGCAGCAAACGCGAUCAAGCCAACAAUACGCCCGGCCGCCCUCGAGCCUGGGUACGACCAGCCAUGCCGCGUGAGCCAAAUGCCGAUAGCCGGCUGGCCAAACUCAACCACUACAAUCAGAUGAAGGACCACGUGCAGAGUCUGGAGAAAGACGAGGAGCUUCGAGAAAUGGUCGCCCGUCAUCGCACUAAGCGCGUCAAGAUCGACGACCUGGUCUACAUACCACAUAACCGUCCAGGUGACCCCUCAGGCACCUUCAGAGUGUAUGACGACGACAGUGAAGACGAGAUGGAGGUUGACGAGGAUGUGGAACUACGAAAGAACGUCUUCGACGAAGUCCCUGGGGAGCUAUCGCCAUCGAAGAAAGUGGAGCGUCAACCAGCUGUUCCAAAGCAGCACAAAAACCCUGUUGAGGCCGCAGAUCAGACUCCCAAGCCACGUGCACCAGAGAAGAUCCUGCCGCCAGUUCAACGGGCUGCACCAACUCCAGGAGAGCUGCUCCACGCGCAGAUGCUGGCAGGUAAGCCACUCGAGCUGCACCAGCUUAAGGUGCCUGCAGAGGGCACUGCAUGGGUCUUUCCAAGCGUGAGCAAGCGCCAGGAACCCUACCAGGAUGGAACGGCGCAGGAGGCUCGACUAGGUGCCAUUCUCAAGAUGGCAUACGAACACUGGAUGCGUAGCGGCGAAGUGCUACCCGUUUUUUGA
This is a messenger RNA of Ramularia collo-cygni, 1380 nucleotides long. RefSeq lists its product as uncharacterized. The transcript has a single exon. The record is from RefSeq and is a predicted model, not a curated record. NCBI's taxonomy places the organism in Eukaryota, Fungi, Ascomycota, Dothideomycetes, Mycosphaerellales, Mycosphaerellaceae. The coding region runs from base 1 to 1380 and encodes 459 amino acids.